This is a messenger RNA of Capsaspora owczarzaki ATCC 30864, 1860 nucleotides long. RefSeq names its product WDR13 protein. The transcript has 3 exons. Gene Ontology annotation, molecular function: promoter-specific chromatin binding; protein binding. NCBI's taxonomy places the organism in Eukaryota, Filasterea, Ministeriida, Capsasporidae. The record is from RefSeq and is a predicted model, not a curated record. Gene Ontology annotation, cellular component: nucleus. The coding region runs from base 43 to 1842 and encodes 599 amino acids.
UUCUUUUCGAUCGAGUCGUUCUUGUGACGGAAGCUCAUUCAGAUGGAAGCAGUGGUCCAGCAAGCCACAGCGCUGGAUCGCUUAUACGCGCCUGUGCGCUGCCGCAGCAACCGCGCCGCCGCCAUGGCCUACCCACUCAGACGUGAGGCGCUGCUGCAGGCGCGGCUCAAGACAUCCAAGGGCACGUCUGCCAACGCACUCGGACGCCUGGACUACCUCAUGAAGCGCGAGUCGCUGCUGCAUACGCAGUACGGCCAGGCACUCGUCGAGUCGGGCGCAGUCAUGCAUUCCCCGCCGUCGACCAUGUCUGCGUCCGUCAGCUUCCCGUCAGCCUCGUCCAGCAUGAUUGCAACGGCGAGCCAGCUGGUCGCAGGGGCCAUCCCGGCCUUCCGCGGGCGGGCGUCGUCCAACUCGUCGAUUACGAGCGACGCGAGCUCGGUGACGGUCCGAUCCACCUCGUCGGGCAGUCGCCUGGCAAACCGUGGUGGUGCACGCGGAGAUGAUUCCUCGUCGUCGUCUGCCUCAGUCGCAGCAAGUGGCGAGCAAGUCUCGGCCGCCGAAGAGCAACAGCUCAUUGCCGCUCGCCUGGCCGCUUCGUUGCGUCCUGGCGCUUCUAUCGCGCUGGGGAUGCCUGCAGGUGGGCCGUCGGCGCUGUCGUCUCUCACCGCAUCGUCGUCAGCCGAGCCAAAGCGGCCUCCGGCACCGGUUGGAGUGUCCCGAUACACCACCUACCAACCGUACCACGUCUUUUCGCAUCACUUUGCGUCCGUCAUGUCUGUCGCUUUUGCGCAUUAUGAUCGGGACUUGAUUGCGCUCGGGUCAAAUGACGGCUCUGUGAGCGUGUGUCGUGCCUGGAACGACCCAGGCAUUGUGCACAUUCUGCGCCACGACUUGGCGACAACGCGACUGCCCUCGGGCACAACUGCCGCAACCUUCGCGUCGCCGCAUGCCGUGACAGACGUGGACUGGUCGGCCACCAAUGAGCACGUUCUCUCUUGCUCACGCGAUGGCACUGCCAGAGUGUGGGACUUGGUCUCUGGAAGCUGCGCGCGCAUUCUCGGCGCCCCCUCGGGUCCUGCCAUCACUGCCGGUCGGUUCCAUCCAGUGAACAACAACAUGAUUGUGCUUGGUAACGCACGCGCCGGCGUUGAGUUUUACAACAUGUCGACGGGCAAGCCAUUCAAGGGCAGCCAAGUGGCCGUGAACGGCGCCGUCAAGUGCUUCGAGUUCAACCCCAACGGCUCCUUCCUCUGGGCGGGCGAUGCCCAGGGCAAUGUCACAAUGUUUUCCGUCGACAUGGCCAGCGGCAAGCUCGUGCGGCUGUGCAAGACCACUGUGGGCACGACGCCAAGCCAGGCCGUCACGAGCAUCCGUUUCCGCGCCGGCUCCAGCACGAUUCCCACAUCCUCUGCCUCGUCGGUCGCUUCUGCCAGUACCGUCACGGCGGCGACUACAGCAGAGCAGCCGUCUCUAUUGCUCGUCAACUGCCGCGGCCAAAACGCGGUGACCUUGUUUGCCGUGUCUGGCGGCUCCAAGCCCGGCCUGCAAUCCAUCCGCACCUUCCCGGUGCCCAACCCCGACCUCGAUUUGCGCAGUCGCUGGAGUCCAUUGCUGGUUGCCGCUGCGCCCGGCAGUGCCGAUGUGUUUGCUUCCGGAAGCGAGGACCACGCCGUUCACUUGAUCAACGCCGGGGCAAGCGAAAACGAGCCAAAGUUGAUUGCCAAGUUACAAGGGCACAGUGCACCCAUCCUCGACGUUGACUUUAACUAUGACGAGAGCUUACUCGUGUCUGUCGAUGCAAAGGGCAUUGUUCGCGUCUGGAAGCGCGGGCGACAACAAUAAACACUGCUGUUGAUAUGA